AUGCCCACCCCCGCUAACGCCACAUCUGCGGACCCACCGGCAGACCCUUCUCUGCCAAUGUUCCCGGCCUUAGAUAACACGUUCGGCGCGGUCCUCCUCGGCACUUUCAUCGGUCUAAUAAUAUACGGUUUAACGUUACAUCAGUCAUAUCGAUAUGUCCGCUUGUACCCGAAUGACUCCCGUGCACUGAAGCGUUUGGUGGCGUUGGUUGUGUUCUUAGAAACUGUCACAUCGGUCCUCAGCAUGCACGUCUGCUACUACUACCUGACAACGCACUAUUUUGAUCCGGAAGCCUUGCUAGCCGGUGUCUGGUCUCUGAAUGUGCGCUCUCUAUUUCCUGAUGACGUCGUUGACCUCAAAGCCUCGCUUCAAGUUGUUUCCCUUCGCAUCAGGUGUCAUUAUGGUAACAGUCCAAAGUGGCUCGUCUCCACGGGAUCCACCAUGGCCGUCACGGCGGAUAUGUUACUCACUGCUGCCCUCAUUGUCUUCUUGCACCGCAGUCGCACGGGCCUCAAACGAACCGACACCAUGAUUGACACCUUGAUCAUAUACUCUGUGAACACCGGGUUGCUCACAGGAAUCCUCAACCUUCUCUCACUGCUGUUUGCUUUCUUUCGCCCCGGAGACCUCAUCUACAUCGGGUUUGGGAUCGCUGGUGUGAGGACAUACGCUACGACAUUGCUUGCUGCUCUCAACUCGCGACAGUCACUCGCUGCUCACGGCGCGGGUAUGUCGGACGACACGAAUCCCUUUGGGUUCGGCAACACGGCGGUGCUGCAAGUAAGCUGCCCACGCGGAGGCUCCCAGGUCCAUGCUCCUCAGCAGCGUCGCCCAUCGCGAAUAGAAGAGAUAUCGGCGAUCGAACUCAAGGUGCCCUCGCACUUCGGCGACUCAGUCAGACUCAGCGCGGAGACCGCGAACAAAAUAGACUUUCCGCAUUCGGGGACAAGUUCUCAGUACUAUGGUUGUGCUGCAGGUGAGAGCGUUUAG
This is a messenger RNA of Trametes versicolor FP-101664 SS1, 990 nucleotides long. RefSeq lists its product as uncharacterized. Lineage: Eukaryota; Fungi; Basidiomycota; Agaricomycetes; Polyporales; Polyporaceae. The transcript has 15 exons. The coding region runs from base 1 to 990 and encodes 329 amino acids. The record is from RefSeq and is a predicted model, not a curated record.